AUGUUUGCCCGGCAAUCUACUCGAUUUCUCUCCCCAAGAACCACAACCAUCUUCGCGCGCGUCCGCUUGUACUCAUCCGCUUCUCCGAGCUAUGAGCACAUCCUCACCUCAACCCCAAAGCCGGGAGUUGGUCUGAUCACUCUCAACCGUCCCAAAGCCCUCAACGCCCUUUCCAGCCCUCUCUUCAAAGAACUAAACGAUGCGCUCUCCAAAUACGACGAGAGCAAGGAUAUCGGCGCCAUCGUCAUCACAGGAAGUGAGAAAGCUUUUGCGGCCGGCGCCGACAUCAAAGAAAUGGCCCCCCUAACCUUCGCCUCCGCCUACAGCAACAACUUCAUAGCCCCCUGGUCUCACCUCGCUACCUCAAUUCGCAAGCCCGUGAUCGCCGCGGUCUCCGGCUACGCCCUCGGCGGCGGGUGCGAGCUCGCCCUGAUGUGCGACAUCAUCUACUGCACAGCCAACGCCACUUUCGGACAGCCCGAGAUCAAGCUGGGCGUUAUCCCCGGUGCCGGUGGUUCGCAGCGCCUCACGGCUGCAGUCGGCAAGAGCAAAGCGAUGGAGCUUAUUCUCACGGGUAAGAACUUUAGUGGGAAGGAAGCGGGUGAGUGGGGGGUUGCGGCGAAGGUUGUAGAUGGCGGCAAGGAGGAGUUGCUCGAGGAGGCGGUUAAAACUGCUGAGACCAUUGCGGGAUAUAGUCGGGUUGCGACUGUUGCGGCGAAGGAGGUGGUCAAUAAGAGUCAGGAUUUGGGUGUUAGGGAGGGUGUUGAGUAUGAGCGGAGGUUGUUCCAUGGGCUGUUUGGCAGUCAGGAUCAGAAAAUUGGAAUGACUGCCUUCUCAGAGAAGAAGAAGCCUGAAUGGUCUCACGAGUAA
Messenger RNA from Aspergillus mulundensis, 870 nucleotides. It is a transcript of the gene echA, whose product is annotated as enoyl-CoA hydratase echA. NCBI's taxonomy places the organism in Eukaryota, Fungi, Ascomycota, Eurotiomycetes, Eurotiales, Aspergillaceae. The record is from RefSeq and is a predicted model, not a curated record. The transcript has 4 exons. Bases 1 to 870 code for a protein of 289 amino acids. Gene Ontology annotation, molecular function: enoyl-CoA hydratase activity. Gene Ontology annotation, cellular component: mitochondrion. Gene Ontology annotation, biological process: fatty acid beta-oxidation.